Messenger RNA from Nematolebias whitei (Rio pearlfish), 3351 nucleotides. RefSeq names its product spalt-like transcription factor 4 (gene sall4). NCBI's taxonomy places the organism in Eukaryota, Metazoa, Chordata, Actinopteri, Cyprinodontiformes, Rivulidae. Gene Ontology annotation, molecular function: DNA-binding transcription factor activity, RNA polymerase II-specific; RNA polymerase II cis-regulatory region sequence-specific DNA binding. Bases 1 to 3246 code for a protein of 1081 amino acids. The transcript is spliced from 4 exons. Gene Ontology annotation, biological process: regulation of transcription by RNA polymerase II. Gene Ontology annotation, cellular component: nucleus. The record is from RefSeq and is a predicted model, not a curated record.
AUGUCGAGGCGCAAGCAGUCCAAGCCGCAGCACAUCAACUCUGACGAGCCCGGCGCCGAGCCCACGGGGAUUCUUCGUGAUGAUCAAGGUGAGGACACUGAGAACGACGUGAAGAGAUUAAGGAUGGAUGAAACCAGAGUCUGUAACAAGUGCUGUGCAGAAUACUUUGAUGAAGCAGAGUUUGCUGAGCAUGAAAAGAAUUGCACAAAAAAUCAGCAAGUGGUCAUCAUGAAGGAGGGAGAUGGUAAUGAGGUGCCUGAAGAGUAUUCACAAGGGUCUCCUGAAGGCCUUAACAGUGAUCAUGAUGAUAGCCAGUCCAGCAGUCAUUCCAAUACAGAUCAACACGAAAGAACAGAAGAGGAGUCCAGCAUGAAUGCAGAGGACUCGGGUCAUCAUGAUCACAGAGAGAUGUCUGCUAGUCCUGAGAUGAUUUACCUGCCUUCACCCAAAAUGCAAGAUUCAAAUGUCACUCUUGAAUCCAUGCCUAACACUAAAAUGGCUGUCUCUCGGCAUCCUUCAAAUGCACCUCAGACAUCACCACAGGAUGUCCUCCAGGCCAUCCCCAUCAUCCUGGAACAGCUUGUGUGCCUUCAACAACAGCAGCUACAGCAAAUUCAGCUCACAGAGCAGAUUAGAAUUCAGGUAGCAAUGAUGACCCCACAAGGUCUGCAGUCAACAGUAGGGGGUGCAGUGGACCCCCUGAAAGCCCUCGGUGCACAUCUCUCUCAACAGCUGUCUGCUGCAGCAGCUCUGAUAGGCAAAAGAACUGGUAGUCAGAGCCUCUCUAUGGAGACAAUAAAGCAAGGUAAAAUACAUUUGCCUACUGGUAUUCCUACCUCUCUCAGUGCAGGACUGGGACCAAUGUCUACUAAAACAGACAUACUGAAGGGUGUUCCAGAUCUGGCUGGUCGUUUGCCAGCAUUACUGUCACAGUCUCCAGGUGUCAUGGGUUUCCCUAGCACCUUCAAUGGCAUCCAAGCAGGGAUUGAGUCGUCUAAAAAGUUAAAGGCAAAGAUGCUGACCCUCCCACCAGAACCAAAGCACGGGGACUCGUUGUACAAGCACAAGUGUAAAUACUGUGGAAAGACCUUUGGCAAUGACAGUGCCCUUCAAAUCCAUUUGCGUUCUCACACUGGAGAGAGGCCUUUCAAGUGCAACAUCUGUGGAAACCGCUUCACAACCAAAGGAAACCUCAAAGUUCAUUUUCAGAGGCAUAAAGACAAGUAUCCUAACAUCAGCAUGAAUCCUCAUCCUGUGCCAGAGCAUCUUGAUAAUAUUCCCACCAGCAGUGGCAUUCCCUUUGGUAUGUCUGUUCCUAUUGAUGAGUCUAAUAUGACUGAAAGUAAGCCUAUCCUUGGUCCUCAAGCAGCUGGGUUCAACCCACAGUCUAUACAAGGAUUCAAACCACCUUUUGAUAGCAUUGGGAGCGAUCAGUUUUCUCAAAGACCCUCUCCAUCAACAAGUGAUGGCUCCCCAUCCGUUUCCUCUAUGUUUGGCCAAGAUUUGGGGCUGGAUCCAAAUCCAAAAGAUCCUAAAGAACUGCUUGGUGCACUGCAUCACAUAAAUGGAAGUACCCUUCCUGGAGAACCAAGCUCUGGAACAGCAAAGCUUCAGCAAAUGGUGGAUGGCCUGGAGAAGAGGACCAAUGAUCCCAAUGAGUGUGUCAUUUGCCACAGGGUGCUCAGUUGCCAGAGCUCACUCAAAAUGCAUUACCGUACACACACAGGAGAGAGGCCAUAUAAGUGCAAAAUCUGUGGUCGUGCUUUCUCCACAAAGGGUAACCUCAAGGCUCACUAUGGAGUGCACAGAGCCAACACUCCUCUUAAAAUGCAACAUUCAUGUCCUAUCUGCCAGAAGAAGUUUACAAAUGCUGUUGUUUUGCAGCAGCACAUUCGUAUGCAUAUGGGAGGGCAGAUUCCCAACACACCGAUGCCAGAAAAUCAGUUUGAGGCAGCAGAAACAAUGGAGCCCCCUCUACCAGCAGAGAAGCCUAUUGAUAACAUUAGAUUUGAAUCAUGCGUGGAGGAGCGUGAGCCAGAGUUGAACUCCCAGAAGACAAAUGACUCUUCAAGUUCCCUCCCAUCCACUUCGGAGGAGCAGCCACAAAAGCAUCCAGCCCCUACUACUUUUUCCAGCCUAGAUGUUCUGAAGAACCUUACUUCUGCUCUUGUGCUGAAACGACAGAGUAGCACUGCUUCAGAGAGCGACGCAACAUCCAAAGAGUCACCUCUGGCUCAGAGAGAACAGGAAUACCAGAAUGGUCGCAGUCCUGCUGUUUCUGACUCAGCCAUGUCCUUUCACUCAUCUUCCCCAGUAAACAUUUGUAUCAAGUCCCCCGAGUCAGCUGUUGAUGAAUUUGCCCAUAGUCUGUCAAAACAAGAGUCUGAUGUUGUACAAGAUGGCAGCGAGUCAAGUGGAGCUCUUGACCUCACAGCUUCUAGCAGCUUUAUUCCCAGAGUGGUUAAAGAAGAACCCAGCAUACCAUUCACAAAUGGAGACUACACAGGUCCUAGCAACACACCAUUCAUGAAAAUUCCUCCAAGUCUGGGCAGUCUGGAGGUGAAGAUUACUACUGAAAAUCCUUUGGGCCCUCACGGGUUGUUCAGCUCUCAGAUGCCUCAGGGAACGGCCUUACCCUCCUCCAUCUCCACUGCACCACGCCGGUCGACCAAACAGCAUACAUGUAAUGCCUGUGGCAAGAACUUCUCCUCUGCCAGCGCCUUGCAGAUCCAUGAGCGCACUCAUACAGGUGAGAAGCCUUUUGCCUGCAACAUCUGUGGCAGGGCUUUCACCACAAAGGGAAAUUUAAAAGUGCAUAUUGGCACUCACAUGUGGAACAACACGUCACGCCGUGGCCAGCGUCUUUCUCUGGAUAAUCCCAUGGCUUUGAUGGCAAUGAGCUCUGAUGCCAAGAUGCUGCCAGAAAUUAUGCCUGCGCCCAAAGAGCUUAGCACACCACCAAUUAACUUUGAUCCAUCCUUGUGGAACCAGUAUGCUGCUGCUUUCAGUGGUGGCCUGACCAUGAAGACCAAUGAAAUUUCUGUUAUUCAGGGAGGUGGCAUCCCGCUCCCUGGAAGCCCUGCUAGUGGGCCACUUAUUGGAUCCACUGGAGGCCUGCUGAAGAUUGAUGGGUCCCAGUCUGGCUUGCCUGCUACAAUGGCUGAAAUUGAGAAAAGUAGCUCUGAUAGCGUGCCAAAGCCACAGUUCCCACAUUUCAUGGAGGAGGGUAAAAUAGCAGUAAAUUAAGAUUUUUUUUUUUUACUAUUAGGCAUUUUUCCUUAAAUUUGUGAAUGUCAACAUAUUUUGAAUGAGGUACAAUCGAUAUUCAGAAAGAACCUUGAAGAAUUCCAU